Molecule: messenger RNA, 2238 nt
Organism: Fusarium tjaetaba
Lineage: Eukaryota; Fungi; Ascomycota; Sordariomycetes; Hypocreales; Nectriaceae
Product: exonuclease 1
Exons: 3
Coding region: 1-2238 (745 amino acids)
Biological process (GO): DNA double-strand break processing; DNA recombination; mismatch repair
Cellular component (GO): nucleus
Molecular function (GO): DNA binding; metal ion binding; 5'-flap endonuclease activity
Source: RefSeq, a predicted model, not a curated record
AUGGGUGUAUCAGGGCUUCUGCCCCUUCUCAAAUCUAUUCAGAAGCCGACUCAGCUCAAAAAGUACGAUGGUCAGACUCUCGGAGUUGACGCGUAUGGUUGGCUCCAUCGUGCCGCCUAUUGCUGUGCAUUAGAGCUUGGUCAGGGAAAGCCGACUCAAAAAUACCUACAUGCUGCCAUGAAUCGAGUACGCAUGCUUCGGCAUUUUGGUGUGACACCCUACAUGGUAUUCGAUGGCGAUUUUCUCCCAAGCAAAGCUGCUACAGAAGAAUCCCGGGAAACCAAUAGAAAUGAGAAGAAGAAGGCUGCAAUGGAACUGUUGCGCGCCGGAAAACCUGCCCAGGCCACACAGGAGUUCCAGAAAUGCAUUGAUAUCACCCCGGAGAUGGCAUCUGCUCUCAUUCAACUGCUCAAAAAGCUUGAUAUCCCUUACGUUGUCGCCCCAUACGAAGCCGAUGCACAGCUUGUCUAUCUCGAGCGACAGGGUCUCAUUAAUGGUAUCAUCUCGGACGACUCUGAUCUCCUCGUUUUCGGCGCCAAGAAGCUUCUCACCAAGCUGGACCAAUAUGGCAACUGUAUAGAGAUCAACCGCAAGGAUUUUUGCGCCUGUAGAGAGGUUUCAUUGACCGGUUGGUCUGAUACCGAAUUUCGGCGAAUGGCCAUCUUCAGUGGUUGCGACUAUUUGCGCGGACUCCCAGGCAUUGGGCUGAAGACAGCAUAUCGUAUGCUUCGCAAGACAAAGGCACCAGAACGGAUAGUCCGGAUGGUUCAGAUGCAAGGGAAAAGGGUGUCCGAAAACUACUUGACGCAGUUCUACCAAGCCGAACUGACAUUCCUGCAUCAGUGGGUUUUUUGUCCGACCAAACGGGAACUGGUUCACCUUACAGACCUGGACGGAGAACGUACGGCAGAGGAGAUGCCCUUCAUCGGAGCCUUCGUAGAGCCUGCGAUAGCACGAUCAAUCGCCAGAGGUGACAUGAACCCAAUCACCAAGACUUUAAUCGUCACCUCGACAACACCGUCCAAGAGAAGGCAUUCACAGCUGGCCCAUGGCGCCAUUGACCAGCCUCCGCCCGCGAUGAAGCCUAUCAGCUCCUAUUUCAAGGGAUCCAGUCGGAUACCUAUGGGCGAGAUGGAUCCCAAUUGCUUUGAAGUUGACCCUCAGAGGGUUUCUCAGAUUACUGGAGGAGGGUUGGUACCACGCGUGUUUCCGCUCCCCAGGCCGUAUCUUGAAGAAACGACUCAUGCUGCUCCGAGUCACUCUCGGGGUUUGGAUGUGACCCGCACCCGUACAUCCCCAAGGCUUCAUCGCCGCCGUACGGAACCCAUCGCCAACAUGCUCAACAAUUUUGUGGACAAUCCUCCCAAUGCUACGAGGCGUACGUCUUCUGAAGGCACCGAACCUUGCCGCACUAUUGCUAGCGCAUCGACUGACCCUGCAAACCGACCACCCAAGAAGGCGCGUUUGUGUGAGGAAAGCGAAGCUGGACCUGAGGAAGAUUUGCCACAAAAGAGCAGAUUUUUCCCUGCGCCGAAACUACGGAGGAGUCCAAGGCGGGCGAAGAGCGACGCUUAUCUGUUGUCGGAUGAUUCGCUCGAUGAAGCGCUUCUGGCAUUGCCUGAUUUUGAGGGUUGGAAGCCUGCCGAUAAAACCAAGAAGAGUGUGUCGGUGUUUGAAGAGAAGCAGAGCCAAGAGACUUCAACAACGACAGACAGUGAGAGCCAUAUCUCGUUUGUCAAGGAUGACGAAAGCUCCAUGUCAUCCUUUGACACUUCUAUGCCUCCUCCUUCAUCUGCGGCGUCUGCAUCGCGGGUUUCACAUACUCCCUCGAGGCCAGAUAUCCGCCAGUUCUCUUAUACCAACCCAAACGAGACUCCUGCUUCGACUGCAUCACGCCGCUCUUCCGUCUUCAGUCCAGGCUCUACCCCCUCAACUGCACCUUCAACGGCAGCUUCUCGCAUGACCCCUCUACAGCGUCUUGGUGCUCGUGCGAUGAACGGCCCAAUGUCCCCUAAGCUACCCAAACCGCGUACCAAUAACACCGACAAGCAGUUCCUCUCUGGUGUACCUGUCAACCCUGCAUUUAUACCUUUGCCAAAAGUCAAUCUGGAUGAAGUCGCGGACCUUAAUAAAUGUGGAAGCGAAGAUCAAAUCAUCCCCGCUAGUGACGAGGAAGACGAAGAUGAGGUCGACCUUCCUCCCAAGAAACUCAACCUAUCCCGUUUUGCCUUUGCAUAG